UGUGCGUGUUAACUUGCUAAACCAUAAGCAAUAAUAUCAUAUAGCCUGGAGGUAUAAUGCUGCCUUUUUAUUCACUGGCGCUGUUAUAAUUAUCAUUUACAAGACACAAGAUUCGAUAAACUGCCUAGACUGGUCUGACAGAUUAAAAUCAAAAUGGAAAAUAUUUAUAAGCUGAUAAAAUUGGUUGCAAUAGUAAAUUUGAUGUUACUUGGAUUCACAGAGUCGCAAAGUGCUGGAAAAAAGGCAAGUGGUUGUGGAAACAUAGUUAUAAAAGCAGAAGCAAGAACAAAAUAUGCAACAACACCAGGAUUUCCAAAUGCUUUUCCGGGAGAUGCAAACUGUGUUUGGGCAAUCCAUUCAAAGCCCGGCAAAAGAAUCAGGCUUGAAUUUCAAAAAUUCUACCUGUUACAGCCAGUUGACGGAAAUUGCGAAUAUCACUACGUCAUUGUCAAAUCACCUUUUACAUUAUUUUCAAUGGGACCAUAUUGCGGAGAGUCGGGACUUCCAACCAUUGUCUCUACAGGGAAUUUAAUUUAUGUGGAAUUGCACACAAUAGUUCCGGUAACAACAGAUAACUAUCAAGGAUUUAAACUUGCUUUCAAGGAAACUUUGGAAUCAUCUAGUUACGAACUCCGACCAGAUAACAGCGACGGCGACGUAAUCAUGACUGUCGAUCCGGAUACUAUGGAUGUCAUAAGCCCCACAGCUGCUCCAACCACAACGCCAAGAACUGCUAAGUCAACGACUAAACCGUGGAGAUUCGUCCCAUCAAGACGUCCGUUAUUGAAUACCAAGAACAGGCCUGCCGCUCGUCCGCGCCCACGUCCGCGUCCGCAGUCACCUUCUACAAGAAGACCAGCAAGACCAAGUUUCGUGAAUACAAAUAAUAAAGUUGUUGCAAGAAAUACCCCCAGCACAAAAAUCGUCAGACCGAAAUCAAAACAGCCCGUUAUUAAAAUUGAAAUCAUCGUUGCCAUAGCUGUUGGUGGACUAGUCGCUGUUGCGAUAAUUAUCAUGAUCGCAUUAAAAAUGAUGACAAAAAAGAGUUCUUCAGAUGAAAACAGAAAACAAGGACUGAAAAAGUCACAAGCAUCUUCACCUGCAAAAAUUAAACCAGAGCCUAAAAGUGAAUAUGAAUUGCCAGGUAUGUAUAUGAAUCCUAAUCAACAGCCUCAAUAUUGGUACGAAGGAGGCGCAUAUGCAAUGGCGCAUCCACCGGGACCAAAUUAUCCCCAGCAAAUACAGAUGGAGGUUUAUAAUGCACACGAAGGUCGAGAACAACGAAGAAACAAGAAACAAAAAAGGAAUAGAAGGAAGCGACAGCGAUGAUAUUAUCACAUGUGGUAUGGUGAAAGUGAAUUUAACCCGACUAGUGGGGAUGCAAUAUGAAAAAAACCCACUGAAUGCCUGUAAUCACUGAUACCAAACGACUCAAAAGAACUCGUCAAAGCCAUGGAAAUAACUGGAAUUCCGAAGACAAUAUAUUCUCGAAUCCCUUUCGAGACGCAAACGACACCAUGCGGUUGUGAAAUAUGAAGUCAGGAAUCACAUGGAAAUGCAGUUUUGAGAUAUGAAAUCAGAAAUCACGUGCAUUUCUCCGAAAUGUAAAUUAGUAGUGCUUGUUUCUGUAGAAAUUUUAUGCCUCGGGGAAAUUUCUUGUUUUCUAAUGUCAGGAUCAAAAACAGGAAUAAAUACAUGAACACGA
Styela clava is the source of this 1705-nucleotide messenger RNA. RefSeq lists its product as uncharacterized. NCBI's taxonomy places the organism in Eukaryota, Metazoa, Chordata, Ascidiacea, Stolidobranchia, Styelidae. The record is from RefSeq and is a predicted model, not a curated record.